Haliotis rubra (blacklip abalone) is the source of this 3010-nucleotide messenger RNA. Its product is annotated as ankyrin repeat domain-containing protein 42-like. Gene Ontology annotation, molecular function: protein binding. The record is from RefSeq and is a predicted model, not a curated record. Lineage: Eukaryota; Metazoa; Mollusca; Gastropoda; Lepetellida; Haliotidae. The transcript is spliced from 11 exons. Bases 91 to 1596 code for a protein of 501 amino acids.
GCGGAGCAGCUGCGCGUUGUCCCGCAACAACGUAAACAAACCACGACGGGCGGAUCUGGUGGUUGGCUUUGAUCGUUUCAAGUAUUCGAUAUGCCAGGUACCACAGCUCAGAGAGUACCAGGCCAGAGCCAGACAAUCCAUGAUGUUGUGAGGGACAGCGAUGUGUUCCACCUGGAAGCGAUGGUCAAGAAUGGUGCCAGUAUCAACGAGGUUGAUGAACGAGACAACUUCACCCCGCUCCAUGCAGCGUGUAAUGUAGGGGCCUUAGAGUGUGUGCACUGGCUGCUCUGGCACGGAGCGGAUGCCACCGUGACCACUCCCCGUGGCUGGACCCCAGGACAUAUUGCUGCCAUCAGAGGUCAGGACGGCUGCCUCCAGGCCCUGGCUAACAACGGUAUUAGUCUGACAGGGAAGGACACUCGUGGCAGUACCCCCCUACACCUGGCGGCCGCCCACGGCAACUCCUUCAGCCUCCACACCAUACUGAGAACAGGAGUGGAUGUGAAUGCCCUGGACAAGCAUGGAUGGACGCCGAUCCACUCUUCUGCAUAUCAUGGGCGUCUGGGAUGCAUCCAGUUGCUGGUCAAAUGGGGAGGUUAUCUUGACGAGGUGGAAAACAAUGGUAACACACCAGCCCACCUGGCAGCUAUGGAGGGCCACCUGCCCUGCCUCAAAUACAUUGUCACCAACUCCGGCAACACCAUGCACACACUGGGUGCUAGGAACGACAAUGGCGAAACACCCAAAGACCUGGCCCAACAGUUCUACAAGGAGAACAUCCUGGAGUACAUCAACAACAUAGAGUGGGAAAGAGAUCACCCAGUGCAGGCUGAGAACCUAGCAUUCCCAGCACAUGUUGCGGCCUCAAAUGGAGACUUGGAUCAUGUGAGAAUGUUGGUGGAGAAUGGUGUUGUCAACAUCAAUGAGAGGGAUGACAAGGGAUCAACACCAGCUCACAAAGCUGCUGGCCAGGGCCACAUCCACGUGCUGCAGUGGCUUAUUGAGAUGGGGGCAGACAUGGCCAUCAUGAACCAAGCUGGAGAAACUCCAAAGGAUGUGGCUCGCAGGUUCUCGCAGCUGGCCUGCAUCAAGCUUCUUGGAGGUGACACAGAGCAGGACACUGAAGUAGUUGUUGACGACCCCCGGGAAGAGGAGAUGGGCGGGGAUGUUCGGUCCAACCAAGCUAUGGCAAAGGGUCGGGCAAAGAUGCGUGUGGAUGAGCUUGAGCGUCUCCUUGAGAUUGCCAAGAAAAACUUCAGCCAGCUUGGUGGCACCAUGGUGGAGGACAGACAUCGCUUACAGCUGAUGAGAGACAAGGAUCACACCAUCAAGGAGCUGGAGACUCUGCUGGAGUAUGAGAGGGUCAAGCGUGAGAAACUGGAGUGUCAGCUGGACGACUUCCGGCGGGAGCUGGCCUUCCUGCGCUCACACCUGGACAACACAAAGAUGGACCCUAUGAGUGACGAGGACUUAAGACAACGGUCCCGUAAGAAGAGAUCUGGAUCCGCAAAGAAGAAGAGCUACGGUGAUGGUGGAGUGUUCAUCAGGAGGAGUGUCACGGUUCCAACUAAAGGCAGCCGCACUCGGAUAGUAUAGCACAUUCACCCUGUACAGAUACCACACUUCUCAGUAUAAACGUAUGGUAUUCACCUCAAUACUGUACCAGUUUAUGGUACUGACCCAUAGUAAGGUGGCCGCGAGAGUCCUUUCUGCCAUCAUCAGAUGUCUGGAGCCUUAUAGCGUGAGUGCAACCCAGAAGACUGCCCUGUGGUUUAAAGACACUGCAGUACAUUUUAAAACUGGUGGAAGAGAGAUUUAGUUCAGUUAUGGAUUUCUAACUUCAUAUUUUGUUUUCCAUUCCUAAUUAUGAUACUGAGUUACACACAUGACCACUCUACCCAAAGCCACAACAGUGAGCCUGUGCUCUGGCACCAACUCCCAGGAAGUACAGUUUUGGCUGGUCAAGGGGUCAAGGGAAGCACCAUGUAACAAAGUAGCAGUAGCAAUAUGCCUUGGUCUUGCUUCCCCUGUUCAGGAAUAUAGAGCCACACUACAGACCAACAAAGCUUGGUCUGGUUUACACAUACUGAUCAUCUCAGAGUGUCUCAGUUAAGAGUAGCAAUGUUCACCUUGCUCCCACCAACAGUGGGAGACCUACAGUUUACAUGUUUCUAUGUAUGAAGGUACUCAAGGAAAUAGAAAUAAAAUGGCUUUUGGUGUUUAUUUGUUUAUUACUUCAUUAAAACAGGUAGUCAUAACAAAUAUUAAUAUAACUAUGUUUUUCCCAACUGGGCCUUUUAAUUUGGUCCUCUAAUCAUCAUCCAAAAUACCAUUUUAUAUGUAAAAAAAACAAAAAUUUGCAUAUUAUCCACAAAAUUAGAAACAUGUUAUAACACAAUCAACAAUUGGUGGAAACAACUACCUUUACAGUGGGUUGCCAUAGCGAUUGUGCACUUGACAGUCAAAGCUAUGAAUGAACUCAUAAAAAUAGUACAUUCAAAAUCCCUAAAUCAAUUAUUUUGUAUAUGAAUUUUGCUAAAAGACCUAAAAGGAUGAAUGGUAUAUGACAUUUUUCAUAAAACAUAUUAUGUACCCGAACCUGUGGAGAUUACAUCUCAUCUGCAUACUAUAGCUUGAAUCAGAAAUGUACAUUUUGACUUUGAUGAAAUUUCAAGGGGUAAAAUUGACUCGAUUACCUCUCCUGUAAACUCAUCUAUUUCGGAUGAAUUUACCAAAAGUGAUAAAAACAAAACGUUGGGAAAAACGAUAGUCACAGAAUAUUUAACAGUCAAACUUUAGUUGUGUUAAAAACUACGAAAUACACGCCAAAAACCAUUUUGUUUCUAUUUCCGUGAGUACUAUAGGUGGUACUGUUGUAUAUAAAGAGAUCUGUAUUUGUUGUAUGAUAUAUUCUAUAUACAGAUCUGUACAGUCAAGUGUCCACUCAUAGGUGUCAAUGUCUUGCUUUUACUUGUAAUGAUAAAGUAUUGCAAUAAAUCUACAAAUACCU